Cutaneotrichosporon cavernicola is the source of this 2103-nucleotide messenger RNA. RefSeq lists its product as uncharacterized. Gene Ontology annotation, molecular function: ATP binding; protein serine/threonine kinase activity. Gene Ontology annotation, biological process: protein phosphorylation; intracellular signal transduction. NCBI's taxonomy places the organism in Eukaryota, Fungi, Basidiomycota, Tremellomycetes, Trichosporonales, Trichosporonaceae. Bases 1 to 2103 code for a protein of 700 amino acids. The record is from RefSeq and is a predicted model, not a curated record. Gene Ontology annotation, cellular component: cytoplasm. The transcript has 5 exons.
AUGGCGACCCGCCCGGCGCCUCCCAUCCCCUCGGGCCGCUCGAGGCGCGACCUUCCUGCAGGUGCCACCGAUCCCCGCUCACGACCCAAGCCCAGAAUUGGCCAGUACAUCAUCGAGCGCACCCUCGGUACCGGCUCAUUUGGCAAGGUCAAGCUUGCCACGCACGCCAUCACUGGUCAUCAAGUUGCACUCAAGUUAAUUAACCGGAGCAAGAUCACGACGCCCGACAUGAACGCGCGUGUCAAGCGCGAAAUCCAAUACGAAGUGAUAACAACGCCGACGGAUGUGAUCAUGGUGAUGGAGUAUGCGGGCGAAGAGCUAUUCAACUACAUUGUGGCCAAGGGCAAAGGCGGGAUGGACGAGAAUGAGGCGCGGAGGUUCUUCCAACAGAUGAUCAGCGCUAUCGAGUACUGCCACCGGCACCACAUUGUGCACCGUGACCUGAAGCCCGAGAACUUGUUCCUCGACUCGCAUAACAACAUCAAGAUUGGCGACUUUGGCCUGUCUAACCUCAUGACGGACGGCGACUUUCUCAAGACGUCGUGUGGCAGUCCAAACUAUGCUGCACCAGAGGUCAUCUCGGGCAAGCUGUAUUCGGGGCCCGAGAUUGAUGUGUGGUCCGCCGGCGUCAUCAUGUACGUCCUACUGUGCGGAAAGCUGCCGUUUGACGACGACCACAUCCCGUCGCUGUUCAAGAAGAUUGAAAGCGGGCGAUACACGAUGCCGACGCACGUGUCAAAGGAGGCGCAGCAUGUGCUGCAGCGCAUGCUAGUUGUCGACCCCGUCAAGCGCGCGACAAUUGCCGAGAUCCGCAAAAUGCCGUUCUUCACCGAGCACCUCCCUCAUUACCUCCAGCCGCUGCCGCCAACACCGAUCUCGGAGAGAUACCCUUCACUGCCAAUGGACGAUCUGAGCACGCUGUUACUGCUCAACGAAGGACAAGCGGACCCGAAGCAGCUUGCCGAGGAGAAGGGGCUUGUGUUCACCAACGACCUCGGCAUUAUUGACGCCGAGAUUGUGACAGAGCUCCUCCAAAAGAUCUCUACGUACACCGAGCCAAUGGUGUGGGAGGCGCUGCAGAAGGAGGGCGACAACCAAGUCAAGGUCGCCUACCAGCUUGUGAGAGAUCACAAGCGCAUGCUGCGCGACUCGAUGUACUCGUUCGACGACGAGGACCAGUCGGCGCUCGAGGACUUUAUGGCGUCGUCGCCACCGGCGUGGAACGCCGAGGUGCCGCCUCCUGGCGGGCGCCCGCCUGACGCGGGCGACGGUGAGGAGAACGACCUUGACGAGGUGGAUCUCGAGAUCCAGGACAUCCCGAACAGCCACUUCGAAGUGCUCGGGACCUCACUGCCUGGGAAGAUCACACCGUCGAGCGGCGACAGCACGGAAGAGCAGGAGGCAGCGGAGCGUGCGGCGCGUGCCCUCCUCUCUCAGCCGCCUGCCCCAGCCCCAGCGUUCGAGGCCAAGCCUCUCCAGAAGCCGAGGUGGCACUUUGGUAUCCGCUCCCGCUCGCCGCCAAUGGAGGUCAUGCUCGAGAUCUACAAGACGCUCCAAUUGCUGGGUAUGGAGUGGCGACGCAAGGAGAACAUUCCUCUGCCUGAGAUCGGGCCCGUCCCGCCCGGAGGGUACACCGAGGAGGUCGAGGAGGCGCUUUGGAAGUGGCGCGAGGAUAACCCGGACAAGGAGCCACCUGCGAUGGGCCGCAAGCCACCUGGGAAGAAGGAGGCGGCGGCGAACGAGAAGGCCGCACAGGGACUAUUCUUCGUUGAGACGCGGGCGCGGUACGGCGACGUGAUGGUGCGCAUGGACUUACAGCUCUACCGCGUCGACGACCAGAACUACCUCGUCGACUUCCGCAACUUUGGCUACUACCCAGUAGGCGAUGCGGCGAACGGCGCUGCGCGCGAGGACGCCCCUCCCGGCUCGGUACCAGGCUCGCUGCUGAGUGUGGGGUCGCUCCCAACAAGCAUGGCCAAACCCGGCACGCCAGCCAACCCCCUGCCACACACCAUGGCCAAGGAGUUUGGGCACGGUGUCAGCGGCCCGUUCCACUUCCUCGAGAUGGCGUGCCAGCUCAUCGCAGAGCUAGCGAGCGGUUGA